Messenger RNA from Erigeron canadensis, 3826 nucleotides. RefSeq names its product TMV resistance protein N-like. The coding region runs from base 103 to 3705 and encodes 1200 amino acids. Lineage: Eukaryota; Viridiplantae; Streptophyta; Magnoliopsida; Asterales; Asteraceae. The record is from RefSeq and is a predicted model, not a curated record. Gene Ontology annotation, molecular function: ADP binding. Gene Ontology annotation, biological process: signal transduction; defense response. The transcript has 6 exons.
CCAAGAAUUACCAACCGUCUGUCAAGCACUUCCUGAUAGGGCAUUGACUUUCUGAGUUUCCUGCAUUUCCAUAUCCGAUCAGUUUCUUUAAAAUUAUCGUUAAUGGCUUCUUCAUCUUCUUUUCCACCAGCAAGAGGAUGGACAUACGAUGUGUUUUUGAGCUUCAGAGGCGAAGACACUCGAUACAACUUUGUUGAUCAUCUAUAUGAUGCUCUGAAAAGAAAUGGAAUAAUUGUGUUCAAAGACGACAAGGAACUUCCUUUAGGGGAACCAAUAUCUCCAGAGUUAAAGAAAGCCAUUCGAGAAUCGAUGUACGCAGUUGUGGUUUUCUCAGAAAAGUUUGCCGAGUCUUCAUGGUGUUUGGAUGAAGUUGCUGAAAUCAUGGAACGUCGUCAAGGGAUAGGACUAAAGGUGUUGUCUGUGUUUUACUACAUUGAGCCAUCGGAUGUGCGAAGACAGAAAGGUGUCUUUGCUACGGAUUUCCAGAAACAUGAGCAAAAGUAUAAGGAUGAGACAUAUAAAGUCAAUAAUUGGAGGAAAGCUUUAUUUGAAGCUGCCAAUUUAUCUUCACUGCCUAUCUCAAAAAUCGUCAAAGAGAGUGAAUCUGCAAUUAUCAACAAGAUUGUUAAAAAGAUUUUUGGAGAUGUACGAAGUUGUGGUAUAGAGAAGGAUCUGCAUCUGAUUGGUAUUGAAUCACGUAUCAACGAAUUAGAUUCAAAGUUAGCUAGAGAAGCUACAAAAGAUGUGAGAAUUGUAGGGGUUUGGGGAAUGGGAGGAAUCGGUAAGACAACUAUUGCUGAAGCUUUGUUUAGAAGAAUUUCAUAUAAGUUUGAAGGCAGUAGCUUUACCAAUGUUUCUAAAUAUGCAAAAGAUAUAUGUGCUUUACAAGAAAGGAUUAUCGGAGAUAUUCUAGUGGCGUCUCAAGGUUCCAGAAUCCAUGAUCCAAAGCAUGGAGCCAAUAUGAUACAAACAAGACUUUGCAAUAAAAGGGUCCUUAUUGUUCUUGACAAUGUGGUUGAUUUUAAGCACUUACAGUUCAUAGCUGAAAACCGCGCGUGGUUUGGUCCAGGAAGCAGAAUAAUCAUAACCACUAGAGACAAGCGUGCGUUAAAGAAUGCAAAUGCAGAUGACAUGUACGAACCUACUAUUUUAAAUGAGAAUGAAGCUAUUGAGCUCUUCAGUAGGUAUGCUUUUCCAGAAGAUGGCCCACUAGAGAAUUACAAGGAGCUGUUAAAUCGUGCAAUACGUUGCUCUGGCUAUCUUCCUUUAGCCCUGGAACUUUUAGGACGUUCUUUCUAUGGCAUAGAUCCAGAUAUGUGGGAAGUUUAUUUAUAUAAACUAGAAAACACACGAAAUACAACGAUUUAUGAGACACUGAAGUUAAGCUAUGAUGGCUUAGAUACAUUUGAGAAAAAAAUAUUUCUAGACAUAGCAUGUUUCUUUCAGGGCCAAGAUGAGGAGUGUGUGACUAGGGUACUUGAUAGCUUCGGUUUCCAUGCGAAGAUAGGGAUCCAUAUUCUUAUAAAUAAAGCUCUUAUAACGGUAUCAAAUAAAAAGAUAGAAAUGCAUGAUCUAAUACAAGAAAUGGGUUGGGAAAUAGCCUCUAAUGAAAACCAAAAUGGCAGGCUCUGGAAACUCGAAGAAGUCCAUGAUUUCGUCAAUAAUAACACGAAACUAGAAAAACUUGAAGCAAUUGUGGUGCCAAACAAGCAAAACAAUGUUCAGCAGCAGCUGGGUUUUAGAUCUGAUGUUUUUCAAAGCAUGAAGUAUGUCCGGCUACUUAAUGUUUACCGGAAGUUCACUUCUUGUGAACCUACUAUUUUACCUGAUGAGUUAAAAUGGCUCUGUUGGAAUCAAUACCCAUUUUCUUCUCUGCCAUUAGAAAACAGUCGUAAGCUAGUUGGGCUUGAAAUGCAUGGUGGCAAUAUUGAACACUUAUGGAUGGGACUAAAGAAUAUGCGGGACUUGAAAUUUAUUCACCUUAAGAAGUUGGAGUGCCUGAAAAGGUUUCCAGAUGUCUCUGGUGCCCCAUUCAUUGAGAGGUUGGUUGUGUCAUCUUGUAGCAAUUUGGUGGAGGUUCAUAAGUCUCUUGGAUCACACAAAAAGCUUAAAUAUGUGGACAUGAGUAAUUGCUGGAAGCUCAAGUGUUUCUCAUCAAUGAUUGGGAUGGAAUCGUUGGAGACUUUAAUUCUUUCUGGGUGCUCCAAUCUUGAACGAUUCCCAGAAGUCAAGUCAGGUAUGGGAAAACUAUCAAACAUCCAACUGGAUGGUUGUUCUCGAAUUGGUGAAUUGCCAUCCUCGAUUAGUCUUUUGUCUGGACUAAGCUUGUUGAAUCUUGCAAGAUGCAAGAGUCUUAAGAACAUUCCAAACUCUAUAUGUAAAUUAAAGUGUCUCAAACGCCUUCAUCUUCAAGACUGCGUGGAACUCAUAACAUUGCCAGAGGAGUUCGGAAACAUAGAAAAGUUACAAGAGCUUCAGCUUGGAUUUACAGAUUCCUACAGGGAUUUACAAAGGCUACCACAAUCCAUUAAUUUGUAUUCUUUGAAAAAUUUCUGCUCCUUGAGAAAGUUAGAUCUGAGUUGGAGACACACCGAAGACAAAGACUUCCCUAAGGAUCUACAUGCAUUUUCCUCGUUGGAAAAAUUAAAUCUAAGUGGCAACUCCGAAUUAACUGAGUUACCAACAAGCAUCUAUCAUUUGUCUCGUCUUAAACACCUUGAGUUGAAUGAAUGCUACCGACUUAAAAGUUUGAAGUCAUUGCCAUCAGGAAUUCAAGUAUUGAGGGCAAGUGGUUGCAGAUCACUUGAAUGGAUUGAAGAUUUCCCCAAAGAGUAUGAGUGGUUGUAUAAGAUAUGGCUCGUUGGUUGCUGGAAUCUUCCAGACCAAGAAGAUGAGACAAACCCCUCCAAGAUGUUGCUGUUAUCUCUCCUUAAGAAAUGUGCUUCUGUUAAUCAUAGGUUAAGCAUUGCUAUUCCUGGUAGCAAGAUUCCAACCUGGUUUAGUGCAGAACAACAUGGGUGCUGUAUAACAUUGGAGCUGCAACCCGGAUCACAUUCUAAUAUUAUGGGGUUUGCGGUAAGUGGAGUCUUUAGCAGGAUGUGGAACAUUAAAGAUGAUUAUCCAGUGAUCAAGUUCACAUUUGUAAAUGGGGGGAAAUUCUUCCCUAUGACAGAGUUUGAAAAUAAUAAUAAUGAUGUGUCUGCAUUAGAGAUCAACACUGUCUGGAUUGGCUAUAUACCAUUUUGUUCCCUUCAGAAAUUGGGUGAUAAUUUGCAAGGUAGUACUUUUGCAGUCAGUAUAAGGUUACAAACAGGUCAACUGCCUGUAAAAUGUGGAGGGCAUAUAGUGUACAAAGAAGAUGUGGAAUCAAUCCAACCAGUUAAAACGUAUAUCUCUGAUUACUGCAACUCUGAGUGUGUUACUCGCAGAGAAAAUACCUUCAUUUAUAAAGAUGAUUUUUCUUGUAGUGAAGACCCAGUAGUCAUUACCAGCAUUCAGGAUCAGGAAUUGAUCCGAGAAAAUGGCAAUGGAUCCAGUAGCAGCCAUGGAAGAGCAAGCCUGUCAUAUGACAUGGGCAAGUAUUUGGAGUUGGAGAGGAGUGAAAAGUUUUUAUUUGAUAGUUGGAGGGAAAGAAAAAUAAUUACAUCUGGUGGCCUUUUGCUUUGUGAUGUAGUUUGCCCACUGAAAUCUUAUUUACAUUUGUAGCACCAGGUUGUGUCUUCCAUCAAUCUAUUUUAUUUAUUAUAAUCUGCCUUCGUUUCUUUGUAGCUUUUGUUUUAACGUCUUGUAUCCAUUCAUGUUGAAUGAAACUCAGUUACCUAUAGUA